UAUAUAGAUAUAUUAUUCAUGCCUUGUGUCAGAGCAAUUGGAGAAGCGGCUUUGCUGUGGCCUAGAUGAUACACAUACAUGUAUUUAUAUAUAUAUUUAAAACAGUGGACACUUGACAGGAAGAGAGUGGACCCUAUUUUUUAAGAACACAAGAAACAAAAAAAAAAGGAAGAAGGCGAAUGACAUUAAAGCAAAGCACUUGAAAGCAACAACAACAAAAAAAAAAAAAAAAAAAGAAAGGCUGAAGUGGGUUGAAGCAUGGGCUGUGCUUCAAGUAUUCAUAUCUCUGAUAGGGUGGUCUACCACAGUGGAAAAGAGUCCGAGGAUUCCCACUCACCCCAGCAGACUAAUACCACUCAGCAUCAAGGAAAUCCUGCCUCGGGACUACCCCUAAAACCCCCGAGCUCCAAGACCACAUUAACAGAGGUGCAAUUUGGACCAAUGAAGUUAUUUAAAGACCCACUUCAGGUACUUUUAGUUUUUGCCAAAGAGGACAGUCAGAGUAAUGGCUUCUGCUGGGCAUGUGAGAAGGCCACCUUCAGGUGCAGCAUGGCACGAACACCGGAGUCGGCUCUUGAAUGCUUCUUGGAGAAGCAUCACGACCUCGUCAUCAUUGACCACAGACAUUCCAGACACUUUGAUGCUGAAGCACUAUGCCGGUCAAUUAGGGCGGUCAACUCUUCAGAAAACACUGUGAUAGUCGCCGUUGUGAAAAGGCCAGACAGAGAGGAAGCCUCUGUGAUGCCCCUGAUCAAUGCUGGCUUUAAUAGGAGAUAUGUGGAGAAUGCCAACAUGAUGGCCUGCUAUAAUGAGCUGCUACAGUUGGAGCAUGGAGAGGUGCGGGCGCAGUUCAAACUCAGGGCUGGAAAUGCUAUUUUCACAGCUCUAGAACAAAGCCAAGAGGCCAUAGAGAUCACAUCUGAAGAUCAAGUAAUUCAGUACGUGAAUCCUGCCUACGAGUCCAUCAUGGGCUACCAACAAGGCGAGCUAAUAGGGAAGGAAAUAAUAGAAGUGCCUAAAAGUGAGAAGAAUAAGCCUGAUCUCCUUGAAACAAUAAAUUCCUGCAUACGGAAAGGAAAGGAGUGGCAGGGGAUUUAUUAUGCCAAAAAGAAGAACGGAGACAGCAUUCAGCAAAAUGUGAAGAUCACACCUGUAAUAGGACAGGGAGGAAAAAUCAGACACUAUGUGUCUAUCAACUGGCCUUUAAAUGAUAAUAAUAAGAGCGAUAAAACCAGUGAACGAGUGCAGGCAGAGUCUCAGACAGACAUCCAAUCCAGUAAGCACAAAGACCGGAGGAAAGGCUCUCUGGACGUCAGAUCCACGACGUCUCGAGGGAGCGAUGGGAGUUCACAGCGAAGACACUCCUCAAUGGCCAGAAUCCACUCCAUGACUAUAGAAGCCCCCAUCACCAAGGUAAUCAACAUCAUCAAUGCAGCGCAGGAAAGCAGUCCUAUGCCUGUGGCGGAGGCCUUGGAUCGGGUACUGGAGAUCCUGAGGACCACUGAGCUCUACUCCCCACAGUUAGGCACCAAGGAUGAAGACCCCCACACCAAUGACCUCGUGGGGGGGCUGAUGACGGAUGGUUUACGCAGACUGUCAGGAAACGAAUACAUCUUUUCCACAAAACAGCCUCAUCACAUCCCCAGUCACCUGAUCACUCCUCUGUCGUUAAACGACAUCCCUCCUCGUAUCGCCCAGACCAUGGAGAACGAGGACUCUUGGGACUUUGACAUCGUCAACUUGGAGGCUGCAACCUUGAAACGGCCUUUGACCUAUUUGGGCCUGAAGAUUUUCUCCCGCUUUGGUGUCUGCGAGUUCCUGAACUGCCCCGAGGCCACGCUGCGCUCCUGGCUACAAGUGAUCGAAGCUAACUACCACUCCACCAACUCCUACCACAACUCUUCUCAUGCAGCUGACGUCCUGCACGCAACGGCAUACUUCCUCUGCAAGGAGAGGGUCAAGCAAAGUUUGGAUCCCAUCGACGAGGUAGCUGCCCUGAUUGCCGCUACCGUGCACGACGUGGACCACCCGGGCCGCACCAACAGCUUCCUGUGCAACGCAGGAAGCGAGCUGGCCAUCCUCUACAACGACACAGCUGUGCUCGAGAGCCACCAUGCAGCGCUGGCCUUCCAGAUCACCACACGAGACGACAAGUGCAACAUCUUCAAAAACAUUGAGAGGAACGAGUAUCGAACAUUACGACAGGCUAUCAUUGAUAUGGUGCUCGCCACUGAGAUGACCAAACACUUUGAACACGUCAACAAAUUUGUCAACAGCAUCAACAAGCCACUGGCUGCUCUCGAGGAGAACGGGGGAAACAGCGAUGAGGAAAAUGUCAAAAGCAUCCUGACGUCCCCCGAGAAUCGCAUCCUCGUCAAGCGGAUGCUGAUUAAGUGUGCAGACAUCUCCAAUCCGUGCAGGCCUCAGGAGCUCUGUAUAGAAUGGGCCGGACGCAUCUCAGAGGAGUAUUUUGCACAGACGGACGAGGAGAAGAGACAAGGUCUACCAGUGGUCAUGCCUGUGUUCGACAGAAACACGUGUAGCAUCCCAAAGUCCCAGAUUUCCUUCAUAGACUACUUCAUUACGGACAUGUUUGAUGCAUGGGAUGCGUUUGCAGACCUCCCUAAUCUUAUGCAGCACUUGGACAACAAUUUCAAGUACUGGAAAGGCCUGGACGAGAGGAAGCUGCACAGCCUGCGACCGCCUCCAGAGUAGGCGCUGCAGUGUCCAGCCCCGGGACUCUGCGGUCUGGGGCGGCCCUCCUCUCUCGUGCUGGGGCGUCUCUCUCCCUGCCAGCCAAAGGACCUCCUCGCCUUCACUCUCCUGCCUCUGUAGCACGCCGAGCGUCCACAUGUCCGUCCAUACAGAAACCACAGAAGGACUUCUUGACGGGCAGCUGCAGGCCUGUCAGAUGAGAACUGUGACAAACAGACACACGGUAUCCUUAUGAACUUCUCGUGCCUCUCAGGCAUUUGCAGUGUAGCUGGUCAUGUGACACGACUGAGAGAGGGUCCUUACAGGCCUCCUGGCAAAGCAUCCGUCCCUUAAUUACCAUGGUGGCUCUCCUGUCUGCCUGUGAAGUCGCUGUUUGACUAGAAGAAAAAAAAAACUGCUUGUUUACUGAAGGAGCGAGCAACAAGUGUGGUCUGGAUAUGAAGGAUAUGACCUUUGACCUCCAUCCCUGCGCCUGCAGCAAAGGCAGGACUGCUCCCGCUGCCCCUAGAGGCCACACCAUGAAAGAACACUCCACUGCUUUUUUUUGUUGUUGUUGUUUUGUUUUUUUGGCAAUAUAUUCACGUGUCCUUCAGAAACACAUCCGAGUUGACACGUCGCUGUCCUGACAGACACGUGGGAGGGGGAUGCUUUCUUUUUUUUCUUUUUUUUUUGUCGGGGGGGGGAACAGGGAGUGGAUCUUUACUUUAGGCCACUGCUGAGAGACAAACACCUCAACAUCAUGAUCAUAGGUAACUAAUUACAGAUGAUUUGAUAUGUUAAUUUUUCUUUAGAUGUUCCAUAUUUUCUAUAUUCAACAAAAAAAAUAAAGAAAAUUCAUAAAUGAAUUAGUCGAUAAAUGAGAACAAAAUGAAUUUCAAGAUAAGAGAGCGAGAAAAAGCCAAAGCUGAUGAAGACAAAUACUACUAUAACUCUCGAUUAAAAAUUCACAAUUAUUAUUCAUAUGAAGCAUUACCAUAUUAAACAUUUUUAUUUUCUUAUCAAAAAAGUACAGUACCAGUUUGAAUGAACACUUUUGUAUUGCACUGUAAACAAUAUUAGAAAAUGUCUACGUCUCAGUGAUUUGUCCAGGGAUGGGAUGUUGCAUUGUAGAAUAAGCUGUUAUUGUCGAUCAUCAGGAGUUUGUGCGUGUGUGCGUGCAAGUGUGUGUGUGUGUGUGUGUGUGGGUGUGUGUUGGGUUUGCAGGUGUGGGCGCGCGGGUGUGUAUUCAUUGUUGCAACAAUCCCUUACUCUUGGUGUAAUGCUGUAAACCGCUCGACAUUUGACAAACAGCAGAAAUAUGUGAAAAAAAAAACAAAAAAAAAAACAUUUUGGACUUGAAAAUUUUUUCUCCCAGAAAUUUUUUGUAUCUGGUUUAUCCUACUGAAAAAGACUGCCUUAUUUUAUACAAUAUUUAUACAGUACAUCCCACUGUGCAACUGCAACGGACAUCUGGAGUUUUUAUUAUAACAUAGUCAGAAGGUUAUGUUCAAGUAAAUCUCAAUAUUUUUAUAGACAAUGAAUUUUACACUGGAUUUGCAGCAAAUGAGAUCAACCGUUAUAGCUAUCUGGAUACCUGUGAAUGGGACGGUCACGCAGAGCACGUAUACAGAGAACUAAAUGGUUACGAAGGAUGUGGAUCGCAGAGUUGUCUAUCACUGUCUUUAAGCAGUCUCCUAGAGGCCGGCUUGCAUUGAUUAUUGAUCAAACAUCAUUCUAUUUUGGCCACUUGUCCAACAUCCUUAUGCACAGACCCAGGGAACAGCUUUCUGUUUCGAGGCUGGUUUCAGAUUAGGAUACUAAUAUAUGUUAAAGAUUGUUGCUUAUUAAGAAAUAUUUCCUCUUUAAACAGUAUAUAAAAUGCCAUAACAGCUGAGCAAAUGAUGGUUAAUAAGACGUUAUUGACCUCGAUUAUCUUUGUUUCUCUCUUAUGACAGAAUUGUACACUCAAUCAGGGGGAUUUGUUUGUUCCUUCUGAUUCACAUCUUGGUCUGAAGGCACGGAAAAAGAAAUUAGAAACUAUUCAAUGAAAAAUAAAAUAAUGUCAAUGAUUU
Acanthopagrus latus (yellowfin seabream) is the source of this 4766-nucleotide messenger RNA. RefSeq names its product phosphodiesterase 8A (gene pde8a). NCBI's taxonomy places the organism in Eukaryota, Metazoa, Chordata, Actinopteri, Spariformes, Sparidae. The transcript is spliced from 22 exons. Bases 259 to 2715 code for a protein of 818 amino acids. The record is from RefSeq and is a predicted model, not a curated record. Gene Ontology annotation, biological process: signal transduction; regulation of DNA-templated transcription; cellular response to epidermal growth factor stimulus. Gene Ontology annotation, molecular function: 3',5'-cyclic-AMP phosphodiesterase activity.